GCUUUGUGAAGUUGACUCUUUCACUUCUUCGGUUAUUUUUUGCCGGCAUUCUGCCAAAGUUAAGGGAACCCGGCUAGUGGAAAAGUAAAAGCUGGGAUGUUUUUUUUUUAUUCCAGGUAAACAGGCCAGCACCCAUGUCGUAUUCAGCACAGUUUAACACGGACUUUCUUGUACAAUCAACUUGAAUUCCUGAACUCAGCUGGCAAAAAUGAGUGAAAACAACAAUAAUGAAAAGGUCCCAGGAGAAGAGCAAAUACCACGACCGGAUUCCAGCGCUUCUUCGGUAAUAAGCCGAACUAGCUCUCCAGAACCAUGUCCAUUGAAAGACGACGUUUUCUGUGAAGAAACACAAGUUAGCCCAGAACAGCUCUCGGCCGACAUGGCAGCCAGAGGUAUUAUUAACCCCAGAAAUAAAAUUUCAGGUUCCCCUCCACAAUCUGGGAUACGUGGAAUGUUGAUAGCUGCAUGUGAUAUUGAAACAAAUACUGUCGAAGAAACCCAAGCAACAAAUAAAUCUGAUUUACAAGAAGAGGAAAAGACUGAAAAUGAACAAUUAUUAUUGGAUAAGCAUGCAGUGUCUGAAAGGGCAGCUGACAAAAACGAGACGGUACCACAAGAAAUGUCUUUCUUUAACAAAGACUCAUCUACAAGUAGGCCGUCAUCUGUAAGUUCAUCAUCAUCUGUAGGAGAAAGAACAAAUAGGCGAGAGGUUUGUUUUCAAGAUUCUGAAGAGGAUCAUUUGCUGCAAAAAGAGAGAAGUUUUAUAUCUCAUGCUGAGAAUACAACUAUAGAGGUAGUGUCAAUAUCUACUCAAACAGAAUGGAGUUGGCUGAAAGAUAUGGAGUUGUAUCAAGAAAUUUCACAUAGAUCUAAGCCUGACUGGGCUGAGAGAACAGACACAAAACUUUCUAGAGAAGUACCAAAAUCACCAUCAGCAAACAGCCAUGGCUCGGUCAAAAGACGAAGAAGGAAAUCAGUACCAGGAAGAAGAGCUUCGGUAAGCAGUGAUAAGGGACAGAUGAAAGAUGAAGACACUGUACCCCUACCAGAUGUAGAGGAAGGAAAUGAGGUGAAACAGAGCCACAAUGGAGUAGAAGAAGGAAGUACAGGAAGAAGCAAAUCAAAGUCAUCAGGCGGUGUCCCUAGAUCUCGUCAAUCUGUGGUGUCUUCAUUACCGCGAACUCCCAAGGGAGAAGACAUUCUAUUUCGACCACCCACAGUUGAGCCGGACUCAGCUAGCAGUUCAGAAGAAUAUGAAGAUUAUGACCUUGAACAGGAAUAUCUGUUACCAAGUAUUGGACCUCCAGCAAUCCUUCAGUACAUGAAAGAGUCACAGAACCCUCCGCUAUCAAAUGAAGAAGUUCAAGAUAGACAAGAGCUUGCCAAAAAUGAGAUGUUAAAGAUGAGCAGUUCUAGUGGACCAUGCAUGUUUUGUCAACAGGAAGUACUGCCAUUUCCAACCUUGGAUGAGUUGGAAAGACUUACUCCAGAUCAGCUUUACUGCUGUCCUCAAUAUGAACGCUUGAUAAAAUUUGAGUUAGCGCAGAGAACAGACAAAGCUCAUUUGGUGGACGAAAUGAUUGAUAUAAAGCCCCACCCACCCUAUGGAACCAAAGCUGCGAGAAGAGCUGCAAAGGAAAGAGCAGCAGAACGAGCAAGGGAACGGGAAAUGGAGAGACAAAGGGCAGCUGGAGCUAACCCAACCAAUUUCUACGCAUGUAAGUACCACAGAACUGACCCCACUCAGUUUUAAGUUAAUGUUGUAUUCAAAGACCUUUGAUUUGAGCCAUGAGGACUAUGAUUAUAAGAGCUUCGUGUCAUUUACAUCUUAGGCUGCAAAGUUCUGUUUGAUUUGUUAUUAAUUUUGCCCUUACAUUUUUUCAGUGUGAAGUUUUCUCAAUGCAAAGUCAUAUCCAAAUCUAAGUUUAACCCUUUUCAGCGUAAGCAAAAUCCUGAAAAUAGAAACCUUUUGAACAAAAUAUUUAUUGACCC
This is a messenger RNA of Orbicella faveolata, 1992 nucleotides long. RefSeq lists its product as uncharacterized. Lineage: Eukaryota; Metazoa; Cnidaria; Anthozoa; Scleractinia; Merulinidae. The record is from RefSeq and is a predicted model, not a curated record.